Poecilia reticulata (guppy) is the source of this 3545-nucleotide messenger RNA. It is a transcript of the gene klb, whose product is annotated as klotho beta. Lineage: Eukaryota; Metazoa; Chordata; Actinopteri; Cyprinodontiformes; Poeciliidae. Gene Ontology annotation, molecular function: hydrolase activity, hydrolyzing O-glycosyl compounds. Gene Ontology annotation, biological process: carbohydrate metabolic process. The record is from RefSeq and is a predicted model, not a curated record.
CAGCACCUUGAGGCUUCCAAUGUCCCUCUCUCUUUGUUUCUCUGUUUUUCUUUCACUUACAAUGGAUCUACGUUCAGCUAGAAAAGGACUUAUCAUGGUGAAACUGUCUGACACCUGCUGUCUUCAAAGUGGAUUUUAAAGACAAAGUGGACUCCUUCAGUAUGCUGAACCGUCCUUCCUGUCACACACACAUUUUGGUUUCCCUUCUGUUGUUGACGUUUGCUCGGGACCGGGCGGUCUGUUCUCCUGGGGAAGGCAGGAGUAUCUGGCAGCGACCUAAACCGAGCCCCAUUAGCAGAGACCAGUCUUUUCUUCAGGACACCUUCCCCCCGGGGUUCAUCUGGGGCUCAGGUACAUCGGCCGUCCAAAAUGAAGGAGCCUGGAACAAGGAUGGGAAAGGCGUCUCCAUUUGGGACCAUUUCACCCACUCCUCCACCAGUGACUAUUUUCCCAGAGAGACAGCAGACGUGACAAGUGACAGCUACAACUGCUGGGAAGAAGAUGUAGAGGCACUGGGAUAUCUCGGUGUAAGAUCAUACACUUUCUCCCUCUCCUGGCCCAGACUUUUCCCUGAAGGCAAUGCCACUGGCGAGCCCAAUGCAGCUGCUGUGGAUCACUACAGUCGCCUCAUAGAGAGGCUGCUGGAAAAGAAAAUUGAGCCUAUUGUGACUCUCUACCAUUGGGACCUACCACAGGUGUUCCAGGAUCAAUAUGGAGGCUGGAAAAAUAACAUAUUAGUGGAGCAUUUUGAGCAGUAUGCAACGUUUUGUUUCAAAAAGUUUGGGAGUCGUGUAAAAUACUGGCUCACAAUGCACAACCCGUACCUCGUGGCCGUGCAAGGGUACGGCACAGGGGUGCACGCUCCUGGAGAAAAAGGGGGGGUCUCCAGCUCUCUCACUGUAGCCCAUAACCUGAUCAGGGCACACGCCAAAGCAUGGCAGACAUACAACAGUCACUUCCGCCCAACUCAAAGGGGUAAAGUAUCCAUUGUUUUAGGUUCCCACUGGGUUGAACCCCACAGAGGCCAGCCCACAGCUGCCAACGUGGCUCUCUGUCAGCAGUCCAUGGAGGCCAUUCUUGGAUGGUUUGCUGAUCCCAUCUUUGGUGCUGGGGACUAUCCAGUCUCUCUCAAAAUAAAAUAUGCCGGUCUCAUGCCCAUGUUCACCCCUGAAGAGAAGCUCUGGGUGCAGAAAACAGCUGACUUUUUUGCUCUGUCGUUUGGGCCAAACAAUUUCCGUCUCGGCCAGAACCUGUUACACAAUGGGCAGAGCAUCACCCCGGACCUGCGACGCCUCCUGGGCUGGAUAAAACUAGAGUAUGGGAACCCGAGCGUACUGGUGGCAGAAGGGGGGUGGUUCUCCGACGCCAGCGUUGGAAGAGAAGACACAGUUGCCAUCUACCUGAUGAAAAGUUUUAUCAAUCAAGUUCUACAGGCCAUCAAGUUUGAUGGUGUGCAAGUGUUUGGCUACUCAGCCUGGUCAUUGUUGGAUGGAUUUGAGUGGAAUUAUGGCUACAGUGUAAGAAGAGGUCUUUUCUACGUUGACUUCAAUCAACCAAACAGAACCAGGGUUCCCAAGACCACGGCUCAAUACUUCAAGCAAAUUGUCACUGACAAUGGUUUUCCAGUUGAUGAAAACUCAUCAACAGAUGUUAAAGGCCACUUUCCUUGUAAAUUUCACUGGGGGAUAGCAGACUCUACACUGCAGGUCCGGUUCCACCCUUUCUCCCCGCAGUUUUCUGACCCUCACGUAUACAGCUGGAACCUCACAGGGGACGGAUCGCUGCAACCACUCCCAGGGGUGAAGCUUAACACCAGAACUGCCCAGUGCACAGAUUAUCUGGCUAUUCGCAACCAUCUCCGCUUGUUUGCAUCCACUGGGGCAUCUCAUUACCGCUUCGCUCUUAACUGGUCUCUCAUUUUACCCGAGGGAAGCCGCUCAAACGUAAACACCGAAGCCCUGAGGUACUACCGCUGUGUGCUGACAGAGAUCAAGAAGCUAAACCUGGAAGCUAUGGUCAUCCUGUACCACCCAACACACAGAGCUCCGAAUUUGGGUUUGCCAGGGCCACUGCAUGCGUCUGGUGGUUGGCUGAAUUACACGACAGUGGGAGCUUUUCAAGAAUAUGCAGCACUUUGUUACCAGGAGCUGGGUACCUGGGUUCACUACUGGAUCACCAUCAAUGAGCCAAACAGACUCAUAGAUGUUUAUUUCAAUGUCACAGAGAGGCAUCAAGCCGCUCAUAAUCUGCUAAUAGCCCACGCCAAAGCCUGGAGGUUACAUGAGAGGGAGUAUUUUGGUGAACAGAGAUCACUGGUGUCUCUCGCUCUACAUGCUGAUUGGGCCAUCCCAGGUAACCCUUUUGUAGAGUCGCAUACAGUGGCAACAGAAAGAUUUCUGCUGUUUGAACUUGGAUUCUUCUUGGAUCCAUUGCUUGGGACAAGAGAUGAGAAGAAAAAGGGGAGAUACCCCUAUGAAAUGAGGGAAUACCUGGAUGAAAGAGCAAGGGUAUUUGGACUUCCCAAAUCACCUCUUCCUCAUUUUACCACAACUGAGAGACAGGAGCUCAAUGCGGCAUUGAGUUUUAUUGCCUUGAAUCAUUUUACAACACGUUUAGUUUCUCCAAAUCCUCACACACAGGACAUCCUCCAAAAGAAACCAGCACCCGAGCAUGAUUGUGUAACUUUCUCAGACCCCACCUGGCCGUCCUCCAGCUUGGGGCAAGCUCUGGUACCCUGGGGUCUACGGAAGAUGCUGAAAUGGGUGAAUCAGAGGUAUGGCAGAACUCUGCCUAUCAUUGUCACAGCCAGUGGGAUUGAUGACCAAGCUUCAGUUGAGGAUAACCUCAGGCAGUAUUACCUCAGGAGUUAUCUACAGGAAGCUCUCAAAGCUUACCAUCUUGAUGGAGUCAACUUGCAGGGUUUCUAUGUGUGGAAGCUCCAAGAUCGACAUGCCCCUCUGUUUGGUCUUUUCACCUCAACCCAGCACCAAUCCAAAGCCAAAGCCUCUGUCGCAUUGUACAGAGAAAUCAUCGCUAACAGUGGUGCUUCUAACAAAAGCACAACGCAGCCAUGUAGAUUCACUGAGCAGCAGGAAAAAUGUUUGAUGUGUGAGUGGAUGUUGAAGAACAAACCAAUGCUGGUCUUUGGGGCCUGCCUUCUAAUAACGUCUGCCAUGCUAGCUGCACUCAUCAUCUUCAUUGUUAUCAGCAAGAGGAGUAAAAAACACGACAGAGGGAGGAAGAAGAGGAGAGAGAACCGAAGGAGAAGAAAUGAAGCAUCAGCAUAUUGUAUAUGUCCUGAUGUUAGAUACUAACUGUAGUAAGGACCUGAAUUUGUACCAGAAAAAAAUGCAGAGAAGAACCACAAAAUCCACCUUUGUGUCCAUCAUUAGUGUCUACUUUUCUUGCUGUGACAAAUGAGUUCACUUGCAAUGUAUGUCACGAAACAUGUCAAAACAAUUGAUCUUAGAUAGUCACGACAAAAAGAAAGUAUACACUGUGUUUUAACUUUUUCAUAUUUUGUCACUGCAGACAUAGACUUCAAU